This is a messenger RNA of Neoarius graeffei (lesser salmon catfish), 2310 nucleotides long. Its product is annotated as butyrophilin subfamily 1 member A1-like. Gene Ontology annotation, cellular component: external side of plasma membrane. Gene Ontology annotation, biological process: cell surface receptor signaling pathway; T cell costimulation; cellular response to lipopolysaccharide. The record is from RefSeq and is a predicted model, not a curated record. NCBI's taxonomy places the organism in Eukaryota, Metazoa, Chordata, Actinopteri, Siluriformes, Ariidae. Bases 169 to 1062 code for a protein of 297 amino acids. The transcript has 5 exons.
AUAAACACACGAGAAAGAGAAAACGUGUCCUAGCAUGAAUGGCAUUACAGGCACUGUUCUGAUAAUAGUGGCUGACAGCAGAAGCUCCUAAACUCAAACAUUUAUUUAACUUGUUCUAAAUCACAGGAAAUCUUCUUCCAUCUCCAGGAAACUCUGUAAACACUCCACAUGAGUCUUACAGGCAUCAUGACUCUCCUUUAUAUUUCCAUCUUAUGUUUCGCUGCCUGUGUGGGCUCCAUCAGUGCAGAUCACGUUACUGUAUCAGCUAAAGUGGGUUCCACAGUUGCCCUACCGUGUAACCUGAAGAAUGUGUUCACAGAAACAUCACUGAUUCGGUGGAAGAUCGGUGAUGCGUUUGUGUUUGAGCGAAGCAGUGAGGGUACAGCAGAAGGUCCAGGAUAUGAGGGACGUGUGGAUGUUCCUGAGGAUGAGCUGCUUAAACGAAACUGUUCUCUGGUGCUGAAGAACGUCACAAUCACUGAUGAUGGUGUCUACAAAUCUUUUGUGGUGGAACACGUGGACAGAAUUAAAGCACCCCCAGCACAAGUACUCAGCAGGGUUAAACUCUCAGUUGACAUGCAGAUCAUAUCAGCUCGAGUGGGUUCCACAGCUGUCCUGCCGUGUGAAUGGAGAGAUCCGUCCAUCCAAACACCUGAUGUUGAGUGGUAUAUCGAUUCUAAGGUGGUGUUUGAGCAAAAGGGUAAAGAGUCAUUUCCAGGUGAAGGAUAUGAGGGUCGUGUGGAUGUUCCUGAGGAUGAGCUGCUUAAAGGAAACUGUUCUCUGGUGCUGAGGAACGUCAGUGUUACUGAUGAAGCCAUCUACAGAAGCUUCAUGCUCGUGGAACGCAAAAAGGAAUCUGUUUUGGUCCAGAAAGUUAAACUCUCAGUCUCUGGUAAUGAUGCCAAUAAGGAUCCUCCAUCUGAGGGCUCAAAAUCACAGCAGCCUGAAAGGAAUAGGACCUCCUGGAUUCCAAAUAUGAUCGUAAUGUGUGCCAUCUUUGUCUUGAUAAUCAUUAUCUGCAUACGUGUGUUCUGCAGCAGGGUGCACAGUAAGACUGGCUGAAAUUGCAGGUUGAAUCUGUGAAAAAAUGAGAUGGAAUAUUUGUGGUAAUCUUCUGUCUCGUGUCUAAUUUAUAUUUAUGAAAAUGGAACCAGGGUUCGUACGGUCAUGAAAAACCUGGAAAAGUUUUGGAAUUUUAAAAUUAAAUUUCCAGGCCCUGGAAAAGUUAUGGAAAAAAAGUAUUUUGUUCAGAAGUUUUGGAAAAGUCAUGGAAAUCUAUCUAGUGUUUCAACGAUUAUCUUUAUAAAAUUGAUGUGCCGUAAUAAAAUGUAAAUCGCCACGAGUUGUCUUGGAAAUGUUGUCUAGCACAGUCUGCGUAGCCUACUGGCUAUGCCUGUUGACUGCCAAACCCAGUGUUGCCAGAUUGGGCGGUUUUCAAAUUAGGCAGGUUUUAGUGCCUCCAGGCGGUUUUUGAGCAUUUUUUGGGCUGGAAAUCAUCAGUCACAUCUGGCAACCCUGGCCACACCCUCCUCACGACGUGCUAGUAGUUGUAGUGUGCUAGGCGUGGUGCGUCAAGUUUGGGGAUGCUGGGACCUCCCCUGCCCAAGCUACUGAGCGUCCAAAGUCGGGCUGGAGCCCGGGAUAGAAACGAAACCUAAGCGGAGCGCCGCGGCGAAUUACGUCCCAAGGCGCGGGGCUAGUGCGCCCUGCCUGCACUGGUUCUUUGGGGGGAGGGCAGAGGUCUCUGGCUGCCAAGUGUGGGGCGGCUGGGACCUCCCCUGCCCGAGCUACGGGCGUCCAAAGUCGGGCUGGAGCCCGGGAUAGAAACGAAACCUAAGCGGAGCGCCGCGGCUUGCCUCGGGGCGAAUUACGAUGCUGGAGCCCUGGAGCUCUCGUUUUAUGUGUUGUUUUUUGUGUGUGUGUGUGUGUGUACAGAUGGUAAAUAAGAUAUUGGAUUGGAUAAUAUCCUCAGUUUUAUGACUCUUGAGAGUUUUGCGUUUUAAAGGAUAAAAAGACUUAAUUUGUAAUAGGUGAAGCCAUAUUAGCCUAGCCAUUUCUUAAUCUUGUGUAUUCUCUGAAUUUGGAUGUCACAACUGAUUUUAUUUUGCUUAAAUUUAUAGGAAAGGGAUGGAAAUAGACAUUCCACUUUUUCAGAUUUUCACCCUCUAUUUUCAUUUUUUUAUGAUGCCAUUUAGGAGAUGCUUAAUAUUCAGUGUAGGGCCCUGAGGACCUUGCUGGAUUUGGAUGUAAAUGUUGUUGAUUAAACUGAUUGAACACAGAAAUAAAUAGACAUUCAAUGUUGUCUUCAAA